Messenger RNA from Menidia menidia (Atlantic silverside), 6495 nucleotides. NCBI's taxonomy places the organism in Eukaryota, Metazoa, Chordata, Actinopteri, Atheriniformes, Atherinopsidae. The record is from the annotation of a GenBank genome assembly.
UAACAGCACAGCUCCAUCUUUGUAGGAUUUGACAGGAGCUUUGACCUGUGUCGAAGAGGACCAGAAGCACGGAGUGGAAGAAGUACACUCUCACAAUGGACAAAACGGCAUAGACGCCUGUUAUUAAACCAGACUCAUAGAGCUUUCAUCCAAGCAAGCAGCAAAUAUCUUAGUUUAACACGAACCUGAAAAAAUGACUAAUUUCAGCGCCCUCGCUGGAGUGGUUGAAAUCCAACGGAACUAAUGGGACACGCGGGCUUAAAAUAAAUCCUUUUUGGUGAAUGACACUGUACCAGAGAGCCUACGUGAUAGAAACGGAGAGGCACACACGGAAGUGCAGACAUGGCUGACAGGACUGCUCCCAACUGCCACCUGAGACUGGAGUGGGUGUACGGAUACCGGGGACACCAGUGCCGCAACAACCUGUACUACACGGCCGCCAAGGAAAUAGUCUAUUUUGUCGCCGGUGUGGGAGUUGUGUACAACACUCGGGAGCACAAGCAGAAAUUUUACCUGGGGCACAACGAUGACAUAAUAAGUCUCGCUCUCCAUCCGGAACGUGUGCUGGUGGCUACAGGACAGGUGGGCAAGGAGCCUUACAUCUGCGUCUGGGACUCCUACACCGUGCAGACGGUGUCCAUCCUCAAAGACGUGCACACACAUGGCAUCGCCUGCCUGGCCUUUGACCUGGAGGGACAGUGUUUGGUGUCUGUUGGCUUGGACUCAAAAAAUACAAUCUGUGUGUGGGACUGGAGGAGAGGGAAGGUUCUGGCAGCAGCUCCUGGCCAUACAGACAGGAUAUUCGACAUUUCAUGGGAUUUGUACCAGCCCAGCAAGCUUGUCAGCUGUGGUGUCAAACACAUCAAGUUUUGGAGCUUAUGCGGUAAUGCUCUCACACCCAAACGCGGAGUUUUUGGCAAAACUGGGGAUCUCCAAACCAUCCUCUGCCUUGCCUGCGCCAAGGAUGAAGUCACAUAUUCAGGUGCCUUGAAUGGUGACAUAUAUGUUUGGAAGGGGAUCAACCUGAUGAGGACGGUUCAAGGAGCUCAUGGGUCAGGAAUUUUCAGCAUGAAUGCUUGUGAAGAGGGCUUUGCGACCGGAGGGCGGGAUGGCUGCGUCCGGCUGUGGGAUCUCAACUUCAAACCAAUUACUGUCAUUGAUCUCAGGGAAACAGACCAAGGAUAUAAAGGGCUGUCUGUGCGCAGCGUGUGCUGGCGAGGGGAUCACAUCCUAGUGGGAACGCAGGACAGUGAGAUCUUCGAGGUGGUGGUCCAUGAUCGCAACAAGCCCUUCCUCAUCAUGCAGGGCCACUGUGAGGGUGAGCUGUGGGCACUGGCGGUGCACCCCACCAAGCCCCUGGCCAUGACGGGAAGUGAUGACCGCUCAGUCAGGAUAUGGAGCCUUAUAGAUCAUGCGCUGAUAGCUCGCUGCAACAUGGAGGAGCCAAUCCGCUGUGCAGCCGUAAGCACUGAUGGUAUUCACCUGGCACUGGGGAUGAAGGAUGGCUCAUUCACCGUUCUAAGAGUUAGAGACAUGACAGAGGUGGUCCACAUUAAGGACAGGAAGGAGGCCAUUCAUGAGCUGAAGUACUCCCCUGACGGGGCACACCUGGCUGUUGGCUCUAAUGAUAACUCGGUGGACAUCUAUGGAGUAGUACAGCGGUACAAGAAAGUGGGCGAGUGCAUUGGCUCCACAAGCUUCAUUACACACAUGGACUGGUCCACAGACAGCAAAUACCUCCAGACCAAUGACGGCAGUGGCAGGAGGCUCUUCUACCGGAUGCCAAGUGGGAAGGAGGUGACCAACAGGGAGGAGCUGAAGCUAGUUCAGUGGGCUUCAUGGACAUGUGUGUUGGGCCCUGAGGUUAAUGGAAUAUGGCCCAAAUACUCGGACAUAAAUGACAUCAACUCUGUCGACGCAAACUUUAACAAUCAAGUCUUGGUCACUGCUGACGACUAUGGAUUAGUCAAACUGAUGCGAUAUCCAUGUAUAAAAAAGGGAGCAAAAUUUAAAAAGUAUCUGGGUCAUUCAGCUCACAUUACUAAUGCUAGAUGGUCCCAUGACUACCAGUGGGUCAUAACCAUCGGCGGUGCAGAUCACUCAGUGUUCCAGUGGAAGUUUGUUCCUGAAAGAAAGUCGAAAGAGGCGCUGCAUAUAGCACCACAAGAGACCUUGGCAGAUUCUCACAGUGAAGAAUCAGAUUCCGACCAGUCAGAUGUGCCAGAAAUGGACUCAGAAAUUGAGCAGGAGACACAGCUCACGUAUAGACGGCAGGUUUAUAAAGAAGAUCUACCUCAGCUCAAAGAGCAGUGUAAAGAGAAGCAUCGAGCUAUGGCCACGAAGAAGAGAGAACGGGCACCAGGCAGUGGGAUCAAGCUUCAUUUCAUCCAUGGCUAUAGGGGUUACGACUGCAGGAGCAACCUGUUUUACACCCAGACAGGGGAGAUUGUCUACCACGUUGCUGCUGUUGGGGUUGUAUACAACAGACAACAAAAUACUCAGCGUUUCUACAUGGGCCACGAUGAUGACAUCCUCUGUCUGGCAAUCCACCCCCUGAAGGACUUUGUGGCAACAGGCCAGGUUGGCAGAGAUUCAUCAGUCCACAUAUGGGACACAGAAGCGUUAAAACCUCUGUCUGUGUUGAAAGGUUUUCACCAGCUUGGAGUGUGCGCUUUGGACUUUUCAGCGGAUGGCAAAAGGCUUGCGUCGGUUGGCCUGGACGACAAUCACACCAUUGUGCUGUGGGACUGGAGAAAGGGGGAGAAGCUCUCGGCCAUGCGGGGAAGCAAGGACAAGAUAUUUGUUGUUAAGAUAAACCCUUACCUGCCUGACAAGCUCAUCACUGCUGGUGUGAAACAUAUGAAGUUUUGGCACAAAGCCGGUGGUGGUCUAAUUGGGCGCAAGGGGAACAUGGGGAAGACAGAGACUAUGAUGUGUGCUGUGUAUGGCUGGUCAGAGGAGAUGGUGUUUUCAGGGACUUGUACUGGGGACAUUUGCAUCUGGAGGGACAUGUUCCUGAUGAAAACCGUCAAAGCCCAUGACGGCCCUGUGUUUAGCAUGCAUGCUCUAGAAAAGGCAAGUCACAGAGCCAGAAGGAGAGAUUUUGGAUUUGUGACCGGAGGAAAAGAUGGUAUUGUAGCUCUGUGGGAUGAUACAUUUGAGAGAUGCCUCAAAACCUACGCCAUCAAGAGAGCAGUUCUAGCUCCAGGAUCUAAAGGGCUGCUCCUGGAGGACAAUCCCUCAAUUCGUGCCAUAUCUCUUGGCCAUGGCCACAUCCUGGUGGGGACUAAGAAUGGCGAAAUUCUUGAGGUGGAUAAGAGUGGGCCCAUCACUCUGCUGGUCCAGGGUCAUAUGGAGGGUGAAGUAUGGGGCCUGGCCACUCAUCCCCAUCUCCCUCUAUGUGCCACCGUCAGUGAUGACAAAACCCUGCGCAUAUGGGACCUGUCACCCAGCCACUGCAUGUUGGCUGUACGCAAGCUCAGGAAAGAUACCUUUUUCUACACAGGUGGGCGUUGCUGCUGCUUUUCCCCUGAUGGAAAAGCCUUAGCGGUUGGCCUGAACGACGGCAGCUUCCUCAUUGUGAAUGCAGACACCCUGGAGGACCUGGUGUCCUUCCACCACCGCAAGGACAUCAUUUCAGAUAUCAAGUUCUCUCCAGGAGCUGGCAAGUACCUCGCAGUGGCCUCAGGAGACAGUUUUGUGGAUAUUUACAAUGUAAUGAGCAGCAAACGGGUGGGAGUGUGCAAAGGAUGCCUCAAUUACAUCAGUCAUCUGGACUGGGACAAGAGGGGAAAACUACUCCAAGUCAACACGGCGGCGAAAGAACAGUUUUUUUUCGAAGCUCCGCGUGGGAAGAGACAGACCAUCCCAGCCUCAGAGGUGGAGAAGAUUGACUGGACCACAUGGACAUGUGUACUUGGGACAUCCAUUGAGGGCGUUUGGCCUGUGAUUAGCGAGGUCACUGAGGUGACCUCUGCCUGCCUUAGUAAUGACAGGAGAGUGCUAGCAACAGGUGAUGACCUCGGAUACAUCAAGCUCUUCAGAUAUCCUGUUAAGGGAAAAUAUGCAAAGUUCAAACGCUACGUGGCCCACAGCACGCAUGUCACCAAUGUGCGGUGGACUCACGACGACAGCCUCUUGGUGACAGUGGGCGGGAGUGACACGUGCCUCAUGAUCUGGACCCACGAGUCGGAGAGUCUUCGGGAUUUCAAACUGUGUGACAGCGAGGAGUCGGACAUUGAAAGCGAAGAUGAUGGAGGCGAGAAUUGUGCAGUUCGCUAUGACAGUGACGUGACGAGGGAGAAUGAGAUCAACUACACCAUCAAGGCCUUAUCUACCAACAUGCGACCAAUGACAGGAGUGAAGCCCCACCUUCAACUAAAGGAGCCCUCCGUCGAUGAAAGACAAGGGGUGGUGAGGCCUCCUGUCAGCAGAGCGCUGCCUCAGCCAGAGAAGCUGCAGACUAAUAAUGUCGGCAAAAAGAAGAGACCUAUUGAGGAUCUGGUGCUUGAGCUGGUGUUUGGUUACCGUGGCAAUGACUGCCGCAAUAACGUGCACUACCUGAACGAGGGGGCGGACAUAAUCUACCACACUGCCUCAGUCGGCAUCGUCCUUAACUUGACAACCUCCUGCCAAAGUUUCUAUGUAGAACACAGUGACGACAUUCUGUGCCUGACAAUCAAUCAACACCCCAAAUUCCCCAACGUGGUGGCAACAGGCCAAGUAGGUGAUACUGGUGACAUGUCGGCCACGUCCCCCUCAAUCCAUGUGUGGGAUGCCAUGACCAAACAGACACUGUCGGUGCUGCGCUGUUUCCACUCCGGUGGGGUUUGCUAUGUCAGCUUUAGUGCCACAGGAAAGCUCCUGCUAUCUGUGGGCCUGGACCCCGAACACACCAUCACCAUCUGGAAGUGGCAAGAAGGUGCCAAAGUGGCCAGCCGGAUAGGUCACACCCAGAGGAUCUUUGUGGCCGAGUUUCGACCCGACUCUGACACACACUUUGUGUCUGUGGGCAUCAAACAUGUGCGUUUCUGGACUUUAGCCGGCAGAGCACUGCUUAGCAAGAAAGGCGUGAUGAGCUCCAUUGAGGACGCCCGGAUGCAGACCAUGCUGUCUGUUGCAUUUGGAGCUAAUAACUUGACAUUUACAGGUACCAUAAGUGGGGAUGUGUGUGUGUGGAAGGAACACAUACUAGUAAGAAUAGUUGCCAAAGCUCACACGGGCCCUGUGUUCACUAUGUACACCACACUGAGAGAUGGCCUCAUCGUCACGGGAGGCAAAGAGAGACCGUCAAAGGAAGGUGGCGCUCUAAAGCUCUGGGACCAGGAGCUGAAACGGUGCCGAGCGUUUCGACUGGAAACUGGACAGAUCAUAGACUGCGUUCGCUCUGUGUGCAGGGGGAAGGGGAAAAUCCUCGUAGGUACCAGGAACGCAGAGAUCAUUGAAGUGGGGGAGAAGAACGCGGCGUGCAACAUCCUGGUGAACGGGCACAUGGACGGACCCGUGUGGGGUCUGAGCACUCAUCCCUCCAGAGAUGUGUUUCUGUCCGCUGCAGAGGACGGCACCGUCCGUCUGUGGGACAUCCCAGAGAGGGUGACAAUCUCAGGUUGUUUCAGCAUUGUCAUCUUUAAGUUAGCUGACAAUGUUCUGAGCCAGUGCUCUUUGUUUAUCUUCAUGGGGAAACAGAAGAUGCUAAACAAGGUGAACCUGGGUCACCCGGCGCACGCCAUCAGCUACAGUCCUGAAGGAGAGAUGGUCGCCAUCGGCAUGAAGAAUGGAGAGUUUAUCAUUCUUCUCGUUGCCUCACUCAAAAUCUGGGGGAAGAAAAGGGACAGACGCUCUCCAAUUCAAGAUAUAAGGUUCAGUCCAAAUUCCCGUUACUUGGCCGUCGGCUCCACCGAAUGUGCCGUGGACUUCUACGACCUGACGCUGGGCCCGCAGCUGAACCGGAUCAACUGCUGCCGGGACAUCCCCAGCUUCGUCAUGCAGAUGGACUUCUCCGCCGACAGCGCUUACGUCCAGGUACAGCCUUUGCGAGCGGCCAUACAGUCAUGGAUCAGGCCCUGUGCACCCACCCUGACGUGCGCUUCCUUGGAACAGUUAUCCACAGGUGCUUACAAGCGACUGGUGUACGAAGUUCCGUCUGGGAAGCAGAUCGCAGAGCAGGGCCACAUCGACAGGAUCACCUGGGCCACCUGGACAAGUGUCCUUGGGGAUGAGGUUGUUGGGAUCUGGUCCCGGAACGCUGACAAAGCAGACGUCACCUGUGCCUGCGUGUCCCAUUCGGGCCUUAACAUCGUCACAGGCGACGAUUUUGGAAUGGUUAAGCUGUUUGAGUUUCCUUGUCCGGAGAAGUUUGCCAAACACAAACGCUUUCUGGGCCAUUCUGCUCAUCUGACAAACGUACGCUUCACAAGCGGAGAUCGUUUUGUCGUCAGCGCCGGCGGAGACGACAGAAGCCUUUUUGUGUGGAGGUGUGUCCACGCCCCACACUGA